AUGUCAUCCACGGGAGAAAAGAAGGCCUCUGAGGGAUUGUCCAGUUUGAACACACCUGCAACUAAAAGUGCACAGCAAUCAUCAUCAGCGGGAAGAGAUGAUGAAAGCACGCAACAAACACAAUCCGAAAAAGCGAUACACGAAUCCGCAGCAGCACAAAGUCUACAAGAAGAUGGCGAAAGUGCCAAGGCAGACCCACGUUGGGGUCCAGCCCAUGAUACAAAGCAACAACCCAGCCACGCGGAACCCUUCAGUGGGCAUGCAACAGCAUUAGCACCGUCUGAUACAGCAGAAGGCGACCAGCCGCCAAGGCAAGUUAUAGCUGUCAGUGCAUCCAAAGGACCCGCUGCCUUUUUCAAUCUGGCUAGAAAGUUCUUGGUUACUGAUGAAAUGUGCGAUCUUUCAGCACUUGAAGGAGCCAUUGUCUCAGCUGUUGAUGCUGCUCACUUACUCGAACGAUCACAAUUAGCAACGAUAGUAAGAGUUCAUACCUCUUAUGUCAGUGUUGAGCCAAAGCGAAAGAAACAAGUCAUCGAAAUGCAGGGUUCUCAAGAAGAAAACCUGAAACCUGUUUCGGAAUCUUCCAGUACUGCUGAAGUCUCCACAGAGUCGCUUACAGUAGAAAAAGGCGCAACUUCCCAACCACCAGAAAGUCAAACCCAAUCUAGUAAGAAUCCACCUCCGCAAAAACCGAAGACACAACCGCCACAGCGCAAUACGCCAGGAGGUCGCGAACUUCGAAGGGCUCGAAUCGUCAUCACUGUAAAGAGGACUGAAAGUUACAAACAGUGGUUGCUAGAGAAUCCCUUGCAAGCCAUUAUUGCGGGAGGUUCCGACGAUACCGAGGACGAAGAAGGAGGGCCUGAAACCUCACUAGCAGCAUCGGCUGCAAGUGCGCAAACUCCCAGCUGA
Cylindrotheca closterium is the source of this 912-nucleotide messenger RNA. Lineage: Eukaryota; Bacillariophyta; Bacillariophyceae; Bacillariales; Bacillariaceae. The record is from the annotation of a GenBank genome assembly.